Molecule: messenger RNA, 4190 nt
Organism: Poecile atricapillus (Black-capped chickadee)
Lineage: Eukaryota; Metazoa; Chordata; Aves; Passeriformes; Paridae
Gene: SV2B
Product: synaptic vesicle glycoprotein 2B
Exons: 13
Coding region: 504-2588 (694 amino acids)
Biological process (GO): transmembrane transport; chemical synaptic transmission
Cellular component (GO): membrane
Molecular function (GO): transmembrane transporter activity
Source: RefSeq, a predicted model, not a curated record
CUCGGCUUGCGGAGCACCCACUCCUAAUCUCCGCCUUGUGACAUCCUAGCAGACAGGGGCAGCCCUUCCAGGAGCAGCUCCACGGGCUGGAAACAGGGGGAAUGGCUGGUGAACGGCUGUGAUAUUUCCUAGUUCUGGACAUGACCUUCAGCACCACAAUGAAUCAGGAAAAACCUGUCAAAUCCUCCUAGCUCCCCGGCUGUGCAAUUUGCUGUUCCCUCGCUGUUCCCCAGACAGCAGCUUUUCUCACCCAAAGCACAGAAGCCAGCAAGUCACAAAUGACAGCUGAAAAGUGAAGCAUUACCAAAAGCUGCGUGAGACUCUGUCAGAGAGAACCUUUAUAUAUAAUUCUCCCUCUGAGCCUGGGAAGCUGUGCAUCCCAUCAGUUCCAAAGAACGGAGAGAAGAUAUGUUCAAGUAACCAACACCAGAAACUGCACAAAUCCAUAGACAUUUCAGAAUAUCUACACAGUGACCUACAGCAUUUAGAAUUCUCCCUUCAGAAUGGAUGAUGGCUAUAGAAACACAAACCAGGUCUCAGAUGACUACAGGUACCAGGAUGGCAGCUAUGACACACCCAAUGACGGCUACUACCGGGGCGGGGACGAGCCCGCGCAGGAAGAGGAUGCCCAGAGUGAUGUUACAGAAGGCCAUGAUGAGGAUGAUGAGGUCUAUGAGGGCGAGUACCAAGGGAUCCCACACCCAGAUGACAUUAAAGAAAAGCAGAAGAAGCGAGCCCCUGCCAUGGAUGAUGAGUACAGAGACCGUGCUGACCUUAUGGCCGAGAGGAUGGAGGAUGAGGAGCAGCUUGCCCACCAGUACGAGAACAUCAUCGAGGAGUGUGGCCAUGGACGCUUCCAGUGGACUCUCUUCUUUGUUUUAGGGUUGGCACUUAUGGCAGAUGGGGUGGAGGUGUUUGUGGUUGGAUUUGUUCUUCCCAGUGCUGAGAAGGAUAUGUGCUUGUCCAGUUCCAACAAAGGGAUGCUGGGCUUGAUAGUCUACUUAGGAAUGAUGGUGGGGGCUGUCUUGCUGGGUGGCCUCGCUGAUAAACUGGGAAGAAAGCAAUGCCUCAUCAUAUCACUUGCAAUCAAUGCUGCCUUUGCAUUCCUCUCCUCCUUCGUCCAGGGAUACGGAUUCUUCCUCUUCUGCCGCCUUAUCUCGGGCCUCGGUAUUGGGGGCACCCUCCCCAUCGUGUUUGCCUAUUUCUCUGAAUUCCUGUCUCGUGAGAAGAGGGGGGAACACCUGAGCUGGCUUUGCAUGUUCUGGAUGAUUGGUGGCAUUUAUGCCUCAGCAAUGGCUUGGAGCAUCAUCCCACAUUACGGCUGGGGGUUCAGCAUGGGAACCAAGUACCACUUCCACAGCUGGAGAGUUUUUGUACUCGUGUGUGCUCUGCCCUGUAUUGCCUCCCUGGUGGCGCUGAAAUUCAUGCCUGAAAGCCCACGGUUUUUGCUGGAGAUUGGUAAACAUGAUGAGGCUUGGAUGAUACUCAAGCAAGUUCAUGACACCAACAUGCGGGCCAAGGGCGAGCCAGAGAGGGUGUUUACGGUUUCCUAUAUCAAAACUCCAAAGCAAGUAGAUGAAUUUAUUGAAAUCCAGAGCUCAACAGGGACCUGGUACCAGCGGUGGCUGGUCAGAAUCACGACUACUUUAAAACAGGUCUGGGACAACGUGCUAUAUUGUUUAACAGCCCAGUACAGGAUGAACACACUGAUGCUGGCUGUGGUUUGGUUUACAAUGGCCUUAAGUUACUAUGGCCUUAUUGUCUGGUUCCCUGACAUGAUCCGGUAUUUCCAAGAUGAGGCAUAUGAAUCCCGAGUGAAGAUAUUUGAUGAGGAAGAAGUGUCCCAUUUCACCUUUAAUUUCACCCUGGAAAACCAGAUCCACAGAAAUGGGGAAUACAGGAAUGACAAAUUUAUUGGCAUGAAAUUCAAGGAAGUGAGAUUUGAGGAUUCAUUAUUUGAGGAUUGCUACUUUGAAGAUGUGAGAUCCAGUGAGACCUUCUUUGAAAACUGCACCAUCAUCUCUACUGUCUUUUAUAACACAGAUCUCUACGAACACAAAUUCAUCAACUGCAGGCUCAUCAACAGCACGUUCAUGAAGGAGAAGGAAGGCUGCCACAUCGACUUUGAGGAGGACAAUGAUUUUCUGAUCUACCUGGUCAGCUUCCUGGGCAGCCUGUCCGUGCUGCCAGGCAACAUCAUCUCUGCAUUGCUCAUGGACAAAAUUGGGAGGAUCAAGAUGAUUGGUGGCUCGAUGCUGAUCUCAGCCGUGUGCUGCUUCUUCCUGUUCUUCGGGAACAGCGAGUCGGCGAUGAUCGGCUGGCAGUGCCUCUUCUGUGGGGCCAGCAUCGCCGCCUGGAACGCCCUGGAUGUCAUCACCGUGGAGCUCUACCCCACAGACAAAAGGGCAACAGCCUUUGGCAUCCUCAAUGGUCUUUGCAAGUUUGGUGCCAUCCUGGGGAACUCUAUCUUCUCCUCCUUCGUAGGGAUAACCAAGGUGGUUCCCAUCCUUCUGGCCUCCUCUGCUCUGGUUGGGGGUGGCCUGCUCGCUUUGCGCCUGCCAGAGACUCGAGAACAGGUCCUGAUGUGAGCAACAGAGGCCAGGGGGCUUGGAGGGGGGGCAGGUGUAGAAGAAGAGCGAAAAAGAGCCAUGUCUGGAAAACCCAAAACGCUCAUUCUAACUGUUCUGUCAAUACCUCAAAGCGAGACAGCAGAGGGAAGGAAGAACCCGCAGGGAUAUAAACAAAACCAUCGUUUCUGACCUUAUUACAGCCACAACUGGUGCAUGCAGCCCCCACAUGCCCCUUGCAGAGCUUGGGUGCCACCCUGCCCAUGCUGGGAGCCCCCGCUGUCCCUGUCCACGUCCCUGCAAGGACACCAGACGCAGACAGUGGCUCGGUGUGCGGGUGUGACACGGCAGGACAGACCCCCACCCUCCUGCCUCUGCCCCAUGAGACCCUGCCCUGCCUCCCAGCCCUGCUCAGCCAUCCACACCAGCUGUGCUCAGAGGCACAGAGCAUCCCGGGGGAGCCAGGUAACCAACCUGCAGUAGGUGAGCUCCAGCAACAGGGGUAAGAGUUGCAGAUGUGGCCGGGGGGGCCCCAGCUGUCUUGGUUUUGGGAUUACCACUCACCUGGAAGAGUGAGAGUCCUGAUUUCUCCAGUAUGUGAGGGUGGGUGCUCAGCUGUCUCAGAAGAUUCAGAGCUUCAAAGCCCUUUACUGUCUUUAUUUGGGCACAGGGAAUCACUAGGCACCUUCUUGCUGUGGAAGAGAAAUAUCUAAAUAAUUAUAUAUAUAUAUAUGUAUUUACACCUACUUGCAAACGUAUGUACACCCAUUGAAGUGUUCAGCUAUUAAAAGUUAGUAUUUUUUAUUUCUGUACCCUUAAGAUGAUUUUAAGAGUCACACUAAAAACAAAUCCCAGUAAUUCAAGAUUAUCAGGAGUCAUGACCAACUUAGUGACAGUUCAUUCUUUACAUCCAGAUACCAAAUAUUUAAAUGUAUUAAUGGCUGGGAAUAUAUAUUUCUUUAAUGAUUGAAAGGGUUUUUUUUCCUGCAACUUCACAGAGGAGAAAUUGAUAUGAUAUUGGAGCAUUCCACAAACCAAAUGUGUACAUAUUAUCCAGUGUAAAUAGGGGAUUUUUGCCUAAUACCUAGAGUAUGGUAACUGACAAUUUACCAGCAUUUUAGCCAUAUUAUUUGAAGAAUAUGAUGCUUGAUUUUCUAAUAUACUUGGGUCUCAUUGAAACACUGUAAGCACAGUUACUUAAAGCCAUUUAACUUGUUACACAGGGAAUGCACACAGCAAGUUUUCACUGUACAGAACAUUAAAUUCCCCAUUAAGUGGCACAGUUUAGUUUGAUAUCCUGUGGAGAACAUUUCUGAAAUUUGUGUGCCCUUUCUAUCAUACGAGUUAAGUCCUGUAGCACCUAGAGGCAAAGUGAGUUGUGUAUUUUGGGCUAUGUAUUCUUGGGAAACCAGAAAUGCAAAGCAUCCUGUUCAAUAACAGUGCUCAUAAUAGAUAACACUAAUUAUUUUGUUUCAACAAGCUCAGCAAUAGACCAGAAUCGAUCUGAAACCACCUCAUAGUGCAGCUAAUUUGUCAAACCAGGAUAUUUUGUGACAUAAAAAGUUCUUUUGUACUUCCGCUGGUGAUCUUCUCAUUUACCUUUUGUUGGAUCUUCUUCAUUAU